Messenger RNA from Fusarium odoratissimum NRRL 54006, 1263 nucleotides. RefSeq lists its product as uncharacterized. The coding region runs from base 1 to 1263 and encodes 420 amino acids. NCBI's taxonomy places the organism in Eukaryota, Fungi, Ascomycota, Sordariomycetes, Hypocreales, Nectriaceae. The record is from RefSeq and is a predicted model, not a curated record. The transcript is spliced from 2 exons.
AUGGCGGAUCCCCUGUCAAUUAUUGGAACAGCGGGAGCUAUUGCGAAUAUUAUCGACGUACUCACCAAAACGAUCACAACAGUAUGUGACAUGCGACAAGCCUGGAAAGUCGCCGACCUCAGCGUGUUCGCGUUCGAAAGCCAGCUCAAUCUCCUCAAAUUUGCACUUUGUGAAAUUCAGAAAUGGACCGAGUCCAGAUCCAACGAUCAAUCGCAUCAAUUGGUGAUGCAAGUGGACAGCUGCGUAACGUGCUGUCGGCUUCUCAUUGGCAAGAUUGAUGGCCAAGUGUCACAGUUUCAGAAAACGGUAGCCGGAGAUCUAGAGCUUGGUUCCAAGCUUUCUUUUCUGUUCAAGACGAAAGACAUGGAGCAGAUUCAGCGGAUGGUGGAUCAACAGACACAUACACUAACACUUUUGUUAAGUGCAUGCAACUCAAAUGCCUUGGAAGAACAAACUAGAAUCUUACAGCAGCCUAAAUUCAUACAGGCUCUGCAGGACAUGGAUCGAGACACUGCGUCUCUCAUUGUUCAUCGAGACUCAGAUUCCAUAGUCACCGCUACAUCCGUAAAUUCUUCGAGAUGGUCGGUUCAGUUCGCGUUUGAUCGGGAGCUUUUUAUUACCAAAGUAUACGAAAAAUGGAUUCGGAAGCUUGCAACGGCACGGAGGACCAAUAGUCACCGCCCAGAAGAUAGCACUCAACAAGACCAUCAACAAAUGUCAAACAACGAGAUUGUCUUCACGAGUGCACCUACUGAUGAGGAGCAAAAUUCCUUUACACAUACGCAAACUGCUAAAUCAGAACCACCAUCUCGGCCAUCGUCAAACUUUGGAGAGCGGAUGAAUUCUUUGACACGUACCGCCCUAGGUAUAGAGCUGCAACCUUUGAAACGUGACCGAACUACGAGCGACUUGAGGCUUCAAACUAAGGAGUCCCGACGUAUUGACCAGAGCUUGAAAGAUGACUCCAAAUUGACCCAAGGAGAGGUCAAAGUAGCCAUCCUUGGCUCAAAGACUAGGAAGCGAGUCUUUGAAGAGAUGAGGUUAUCAGCCGGCCACCCGCAAUGCUACACAGUUUCACAACUAUGCAUAUUUCGUCCCAUAAUCCUUGGAGCAGUUUUUGAAAGUGUUCAGUAUUUAGCAAAGAAGCUAUUGGUCGACGAGGCCAUCAGAGAAGAUCCGUUGCGGGCGAGCUUGGAGGACGUGCUGCUCGGCGACAAAGAAGAAUUGGAUCUUGACAAUGGGUUUGAACCGUGGAUUGUCUAA